Glycine soja is the source of this 1371-nucleotide messenger RNA. RefSeq names its product alcohol dehydrogenase-like 2. Gene Ontology annotation, molecular function: S-(hydroxymethyl)glutathione dehydrogenase [NAD(P)+] activity; zinc ion binding. Gene Ontology annotation, cellular component: cytosol. Bases 66 to 1196 code for a protein of 376 amino acids. Lineage: Eukaryota; Viridiplantae; Streptophyta; Magnoliopsida; Fabales; Fabaceae. The record is from RefSeq and is a predicted model, not a curated record. The transcript is spliced from 7 exons. Gene Ontology annotation, biological process: formaldehyde catabolic process.
CAGCAGCACCCUUAGAACCAUUUACACUUCGUUUGAUUUAAUUAAGAAACUGCAUUUCUUCUACAAUGCCAAACACCUCGCAGGUUAUUUCAUGCAAAGCUGCAAUAUGCUGGGGGGCUGGAAAGCCUGUAACGGUGGAAGAGAUACAAGUAGACCCACCAAAAGCAACAGAAGUUCGAGUUAAGAUGCUAUGUGCCAGUUUAUGCCACACAGACAUCUCAAGCAUUCAAGGAUUCCCAUAUAUCAAUUUUCCUCUAGCACUUGGACACGAAGGAGUUGGUGUUGUAGAGAGUGUUGGUGAUCAAGUGAGAAAUUUGAAAGAAGGGGAUGUAGUAAUUCCAACAUACAUAGGCGAGUGCCAAGAAUGUGAGAACUGUGUUUCAGGAAAAACCAAUUUGUGUCUGACAUACCCUAUAAGAUUGACUGGUCUACUACCAGAUAACACUUCAAGGAUGUCCAUCCGAGGCCAGAGGCUACACCAUGUCUUAAGUUGUGCAACAUGGUCAGAGUACAUGGUUAGUGAUGCCAACUAUACUCUCAAAGUUGAUCCAACCAUUGAUCCAGCCCAUGCCAGUUUCAUCUCAUGUGGGUUUUCAACUGGUUAUGGAGCUGCUUGGAAGGAGGCCAAGGUUGAAAGUGGAUCCAGUGUAGCUGUUUUUGGUCUUGGAGCUGUUGGAUUAGGGGCUAUAAGUGGCGCCAAAAUGCUGGGAGCAACUAAGAUAAUUGGAAUUGACAAAAAUGAGAUGAAGAGAGAAAAAGGAGAGGCUUUUGGAAUGACUGACUUUAUAAAGGCUGGUGAUUCAGCUAAAUCUGUUUCAGAAUUGGUUAAGGAAAUGAGUGGUGGGAUGGGUGUGGAUUAUUCCUUUGAGUGCAGUGGAGUUGCCCCUUUACUUACUGAAUCUGUGGAAGCCACAAAAGUGGGAACAGGUAAAACAAUAGCAAUUGGUACAGGAACAGAACCUAUUAUCCCGUUUGGUCUUACUUCCAUUAUGUAUGGUAGAACUUUGAAAGGUUCUGUUUUUGGGGGGCUAAAAGCCAUAUCUGACCUGUCCAUCGUAGCUAACAAAUGCCAGAAAGAGGAAUUCCCUCUUCAAGAACUAUUCACCCAUGAGGUCCCAUUGACAGAUAUAAACAAAGCAUUUGAACUAUUGAAAAAGCCCAAUUGUGUGAAAGUUGUCAUCAAGAUGUCACAUUGACAACAGUUUCCAGAAUAAGACAAGAAAACUUCAAUAGAGUGCAAAGAUUCAUAUGCAAUUAUACGACUUUAGAGGAUAAUAAUAUGAGGCGUUGUUAUAAAGACGUUGGUACUAAAAAAUGUGUGAUGAUAUAUCAACAUUACUAUUUUAUAAACAUUCUAUUAUUUAUUACUUU